AUGCCGUCCAUCACAGCGUCCAUCGUCACAUUCUACAUUAAAUGGAUUCGUCAAAGCAAGGCUAUCAUGGGAAGUCCGGAGAAUAUACGUAAUGCUCUCCAAGAGGGGUAUGUUCGGCCACAGCAAUUUACUCCACCCACCAACCUCGGAACCGACAUCAUAAUUGAUCGCCUCGAUGUACACGACUGGCCUCUAUACAAAGUAACCUCGCAUAAGUCCUCAACCGAGAAUGAUGCACGCAAGGCACUUCUCUACGUACAUGGUGGCUCCUUCUUCCGGGAAAUUGUUUCCCAGCAUUGGAAUCUCACAGCACAGAUUGCUCGCGAGACAGGUCUAGAUGUUCUGAUCCCGAUCUACCCACUUGUGCCACGGCCAGGAGCUACAGCACAGAAACUUGCGGCUGGACUUCUUGAUGUUUGCCGUUUGUCUAAGAGUCCAGUUGUGAGUAUAGCUGGUGAUUCAGCUGGUGGCAUGCUCGCUAUGGUGACUGCCCAGCAACUACGAGAUAAAGAACCGGAAUUCUUCAGCAAAGUCAAAUCUCUAGUUCUGAUUUCGCCAGUUGUCGACCUUGGGCUAGAUCAUCCAGAAGUUGUGCGUCUUGAACAGAUCGACCCUUGGCUUGCCAUUGACGGCCUCCGCGAAGUCAUCAUUCCCAAGCUGGCAGCAGAUCUCCCCAUCAAAGACCCAAUCGUCAGUCCUCUGUACGGCAGCAUCGAGAACCUGCCCCCCACACUUCUUUUGUGUGGUACUUGCGAUAUGCUCUGCGCUGAUUCUCGGCGACUAAAGUCAAAAUUCACGGGCAAGGAUGUAAACGAGGCGUUGCCAGGAAGUACGGAGACAAAUGGAUUUAUAUAUGUUGAGAAGGAGGACAUGAUUCACGUUUGGCCUCUCUUACCACAUCCUGAAGGUGCUGAGGGACGGGAACUCAUCAUGCAUUUUGUAAAUAGGUAUUUGGAGAACUAG
Molecule: messenger RNA, 963 nt
Organism: Fusarium poae
Lineage: Eukaryota; Fungi; Ascomycota; Sordariomycetes; Hypocreales; Nectriaceae
Exons: 1
Coding region: 1-963 (320 amino acids)
Molecular function (GO): hydrolase activity
Source: RefSeq, a predicted model, not a curated record